This is a messenger RNA of Microcebus murinus (gray mouse lemur), 3875 nucleotides long. It is a transcript of the gene ZNF229, whose product is annotated as zinc finger protein 229. Gene Ontology annotation, molecular function: DNA-binding transcription factor activity, RNA polymerase II-specific; RNA polymerase II cis-regulatory region sequence-specific DNA binding. Gene Ontology annotation, biological process: regulation of DNA-templated transcription. Lineage: Eukaryota; Metazoa; Chordata; Mammalia; Primates; Cheirogaleidae. The record is from RefSeq and is a predicted model, not a curated record.
UCCUGCCUCAGCCUCCUGAGUAGCUGGGACUACAGGCACGUGCCACCACACCCAGCUAAUUUUUAAAUGUCUGGAAAUCUACUGAAUGAAUGGUAUAACGAGAGGAUGUGAACCAUAGCAUAGCCCAUGAGCUUUGGGGCCCAGAAGAAAGGACUCAGACAAAGUUCCCUCUUGAGCCUCCAGGUCUCCAGAGCAUGAAAACCAAGAAGCCUCUAGACACCGAAGGUAGAGGCAUGUGCCUCUGACCUCAGGUAUCCAUCUGAUACUUGUCAGGGAUUGGAGUCCCAAGAAUGAAGAUGGCCUGGGUUUCCUCUUCUCCAGCUUAAGAAGAUAAAAGAAUAAAAUUGCUGCUGCUCACAGAAAACAUAGAAGAGACCAUGGAGGCUCUGGCCUCAAAGCACGCAGAGAGAGCUCCUCAUUCUCAAGCCUCAGCCCUCCCCCAAGAUGUGGAAGAUGAGACCACAUUUCAGAAGCCAUUGACCUUCAAGGACGUGGCUGUGGUCUUCACGGAGGAGGAGCUGGGGCUGCUGGACCCUGCCCAGAGGAAGCUGUACCGAGAAGUGAUGCUGGAGAACUUCAGGAACCUGGUCUCUGUGGGACAACCACCUUUCCAACCUGAUAAGAUAUCCCAUUUGGAACAAGACAAAGAAGCUUGGGUGACAGAUGGAGAAACUCCACGAGAUGCAUAUCCAGGAGACCAGAAUAGAAAAGAUAUGGAGUAUAUUCAAGAAAAAGAAUUGAGGUUCCUUUCACACAGAGAGCUCUCAUUCUGGAAAAUCUGGGAACAAGUGGCUGGUGAAUUAACUAGGAGUCAAGAUUGUCAAAUGAGUCUUCAAAGGAAAGAUUUCCAGUUAGAAGACGCUGCCCCCCAUCAAGUGUGGCAAGGAGCAUCUACUCAGGGUUUUCGAACUGAGAAUUUGGUGGACAUUCUACAAGGGGAUGGGCCCAUCAGUGUAGAAAAGCAAGAGUUUCCAUCCUGCAGAGCUGUGAAAUCAGUCCCAACUCAAGAUUCUUGGAUGAAAGCCUUUGUGAAUGAGCCGUGGAAUGUUCAAGAAAGAUGUAAGAAACUCUACUUGGGAGAUACAGUAUAUCAAUGUGAUUGGGAUGAUUAUAGCUUCCACUGGUUAUCACAUUGUUAUGAUGCCCACAGAUUCUCUGAAAGAUACGAGCCGUGUAAUUGCGAUAGAUGUAGAAAAGACUGCGUUAAGAAGUCCACACCUCAUCACCCUAACCCUGGAAAGAAUGGUUUUAAAAGUAGUGAAUGUGGCUUGAGGGAUGAUUCAAACCUUCCCACCUAUCCAAGAAUGGCCUUCAAAGAGAAACUCUGUAAACAUGAGUUUGGGAAGGGCUUGAGGCAUAGUGCCUGCCUUGACCGCCAUCAAAGAAUUGCCACAGAAGAGAAAUCCUCUAAAAGUCUGGAGUGCGGUUGGGGCUUCAGGCAGAACAAACACAUUCACAGCCAACCCAGGGUCCCUAAGGGAGAGAUGCCCUACAGAUGCGACGUCUGUGGGAAGGGCUUCAGGUAUAAAUCAGUUCUACUUAUUCAUCAAGGGGUGCACACAGGAAAGAGACCCUAUAAGUGUGAGGAGUGUGGGAAGGCCUUUGGUCGGAGCUCAAACCUGCUCGUCCACCAGAGGGUUCACACUGGAGAGAAACCUUAUAAAUGUGGCGAGUGUGGGAAAGGCUUCAGUUACAGUUCAGUGCUUCAAGUCCAUCAGAGGCUACAUACGGGGGAGAAGCCCUACACGUGCAGUGAGUGCGGCAAAGGAUUUUGCGCCAAGUCAGCACUGCACAAGCAUCAGCACGUCCACCCAGGAGAAAAGCCCUAUAGCUGCGGCGAGUGUGGAAGGGGAUUCAGCUGUAACUCCCACCUCAGCAGUCACCAGAAAAUGCACACGGGCGAGAGGCCCUACCAGUGUGACAAGUGUGGUAAAGGUUUCAGUCACAGCUCGUACCUUCAGGCUCACCUGAGGGUUCACGUGGGGCAGCGCCUCUAUGAAUGUGACAUAUGUGGUAAGAGUUUCGGCUACAGCUCAGGGCUGCUCAUGCAUCAGAGACUGCACACGGGAGAGAAACCCUACAAAUGCGAAUGCGGGAAGGGCUUCGGCCGGAGCUCAGACCUCCAUGUCCAUCAGAGGGUCCACACGGGAGAGAAACCAUAUAAAUGUGGCGAGUGUGGGAAGGGCUUCCGGAGGAAUUCAGACCUUCACAGUCACCAGAGGGUCCACAGAGGAGAGAGACCCUACAUAUGUGACGUGUGUGGGAAGGGCUUCAUUUACAGCUCUGACCUCCUCAUCCACCAGAGGGUCCACACAGGUGAGAAACCCUAUAAAUGUGCUGAGUGUGGCAAAGGCUUCAGUUAUAGCUCAGGCCUUCUCAUUCACCAGAGAGUCCACACGGGUGAGAAACCUUACAAGUGCCAAAAGUGUGAAAAGGGCUUUCGGUGCACCUCAAGCCUUCACAAACAUCAGCGUGUCCACACGGGAAAGAAGCCCUAUACGUGUGAUGAGUGUGGCAAGGGAUUCAGUUAUGGCUCCAACCUCCGCACCCACCAGCGGUUGCACACAGGAGAGAAGCCCUACACAUGUUACGAAUGUGGAAAGGGCUUCAGAUACGGCUCAGGUCUCCUCAGUCACAAGAGGGUACACACUGGUGAAAAACCAUAUAGAUGUGACGUGUGUGGGAAGGGCUAUAGUCAGAGCUCACAUCUCCAAGGUCACCAGAGGGUCCACACUGGUGAGAAACCCUAUAGAUGUGAGCAGUGUGGGAAGGGCUUUGGCCGCAGCUCCUGUCUUCAUGUCCACCAGAGGGUCCACACUGGAGAGAAGCCCUAUAAGUGUGGGGAGUGUGGGAAAGGCUUCAGUUAUAGCUCAGGUCUGCGAAACCACCAGAGAAUGCAUUUAAGUGAGAAACCUAAGUAGAUGUAAGUUGAGGUUUCUAGUUGGAACUCAGAACUUUCUAUUCAACUGAGGGCCAACCCAGGGUGAAAACCUAGUGAAAGAGAUGGGCAGGAGGAGCUGCGGAAGGAUCUGGUGUAGACAGUUGUCGGCUAGUCUACACAGGAUGGAAAGACCUGGAAGUGUGAUACAUAGGUAGCACUUCAGUCACACACAUCAGUCUUAAGGAGUCUCCUGCUCACCAAAAUAGUCACAGGAGGAGAAUAAAAAUCGUCACUGUCAUCAGAGUCAGCCUAGAAGGAAGCUUUAACAAAUGUACAAGCAGUAUCCAAGGUGCACAUUGUGGACAGAGUUCUUGAUGGGGGUGAUACCAAUGAGACAACAUUGUGAGUAAACUGCAGGAAGAUGGCUUUUUACCAGGUGUCAAAAACAAAAUAUGACUGGCAUUGCAUUCUGUUAAUUGGCAUUUCAGUGAAUUUAUGGUUUAAUUUGGAAAGAACUUGCAUCUUCAAAAUGCUGAUUUUCUAUUCCAUUUUGAAAAAAUACUGUUUGUUUCCACUUAGUCAAGUAUUUGUGACCCCUCAAUAAUAUUUUUUAGAGAUGAUUCAGAAUAGGUUCUGAAUAUUCUUAAGUGUAUUUCUGGGAAGAUGUUUUAUUGCUAUCACAAAUAUUUUUACCCCAUUUCAUUUCACAGCUUUUUAAAAACAUCACAAAUAUAUUAGAGUAUCUUAUGAAUCAGAAAUGCCAUUUUCAACUUGUCAAAUUAGCAUUGAUAAAAAAGAUUCACCAAAUCUGUCCAGGUGAGGUAGCUCACACCUGUAAUCCUAGCACUCUGGGAGGCCGAGGUGGGAGGAUCGCUUCAGCUCAAGAGUUCAAGAUGACCCUGAGCUCAUCUUGAGAGUGAGAACUCAUCUCUACUAAAAUAUAGAAAAAAUUAGCUGGGCAUGGUAGUGUGCACCUGUAGUCACAGCUACUUGG